AUGGCAGCCUUCUCCCGGCCGCUCCAUUUCCUGCGCUCAGACGACUUUGACGACAAGUGUGUCUCUGAAGACUGUCGCUCUGUCAUCCAGGAACAGGCCACGGCCCUGGGGCUCUCCAUGUUCUCCCUGCUGGUGAAGAGGUGCUCCAGCUUGCUGAGGGAAUGUGCACAAGCUCAGGCACAGGACAUGGAGCAGGAGGAUGAGGAAGAUGAUAUCAAGGUCUCUGCAUUGCCUCAGGACCUGAAGGAACUGCUCCCCAGUGUGAAGGUCUGGUCAGACUGGAUGCUUGGCCACCCGGACACCUGGAAUCCGCCUCCUACCUCUCUCGAGCUUCCCAAACAGGUCUCGGAGGACGUGUGGGCGACGCUGGCCGACUUCUGCAACGUCCUGACCACGGUGAAUCAGUCGGAGGUGCCCUUGUACAAGGACCCCGACGAGGACCUGGCCCUGCUCAGCCUCGAAGAGGAUCGGCUGCUCUCGGGCUUCGUCCCGCUGCUGGUCGCCCCUCAGGAGCCCUGCUACGUGGAGAGGACCUCGGACAAGGUUAUUGCAGCCGACUGCAAGAGGGUCACAGUUCUGAAGUAUUUCCUGGAAGCCCUUUGUGGACAAGAAGAGCCUUUGCUGGCAUUCAAGGGUGGAAAAUAUGUGUCAGUGGCACCCGUCCCAGACGCCAUGGGAAAGGAAAUGGGAAGCCAAGAGGGAAAACAACUGGAAGAUCAGAAGGAAGAUGAUGUCCUGAUUGAGGCAUUUGAAGAUGAUUCUGAGGCUGAAGGCAGCGGUGGAGAGUUUGACAUCAAGGAACUCAGAGCCAAGAAGCAAGCACUGGCCAGGAAAGUAGCUGAGCAGCAGCGUCGCCAAGACAAGAUUCAGGCCGUGCUGAAGGACCAGAGUCAAGUGAGACAGAUGGAGCUGGAGAUCAGACCUGUCUUCCUGGUGCCGGACACCAACGGCUUCAUCGACCACCUCAGCAGCCUGGCAACGCUCCUGGAGUGCAGGAAGUUCAUCCUGGUGGUGCCCCUGAUCGUGAUAAACGAGCUGGACGGCCUGGCCAAGGGCCCGGAGAUGGAGCACCGGGCUGCAGGCUAUGCCCGCCAAGUGCAGGAGAGAGCCAGGAAGUCCAUCGAGUUCCUGGAGGAGCGAUUCGAGAGCCGUGACAACUGCCUGAGGGCUCUGACCAGCCGAGGCAACGAGCUGGAGUCCAUCUCCUUCCGCAGCGAAGACACCACGGGCCAGCAGGGAAACAACGACGACCUGAUUCUAUCCUGCUGUCUCCACUAUUGCAAUGACAAGGCCAAGGACUUCAUGCCCGCUAACAAAGAUGACCCGAUCCGCUUGCUCAGGGAAGUGGUUUUGCUCACGGACGACCGCAACCUGCGAGUGAAAGCGCUGACCCGCAACGUGCCCGUGCGGGACAUCCCCACGUUCCUCAAGUGGGCCCAGGAGGGCUGAGGGGGGCCGAGCGGGGAGGAGAGCCCCCUCAGUGAGUAACGCAGGCGGCUGCGGCGGGAGACCCCGCUCCGGAGGCAGCCCUGGCCACGCGGCGCCGCCGCCGCCCGGCCCACAAUGAACAAUAAAACGCCACGUCUUCAACCCACCCCGGAAUGGCCGUGCUGCGGAGGCCCCCCCGGGGGCCGGCACGCUGGGAAGGUCGCUGCUGUGGAUGGUUCAUGCGGAGGCCGGGACGCGGAGGGUCCCGCCAGCCUCCGGGCGGUGCUGGAGCAGAGCUGGAGAGCCCUGCGGCCGAGGGGAGCG
This is a messenger RNA of Tinamus guttatus (white-throated tinamou), 1752 nucleotides long. Lineage: Eukaryota; Metazoa; Chordata; Aves; Tinamiformes; Tinamidae. The record is from RefSeq and is a predicted model, not a curated record.